AUGGCAUUUACAGCACAAACCAGGCAUUACUUACAUAUAAUCUGCCUUACAAUUUGGCUAAUUAGUUUUCAAUAUAUCACUAAUUUAAUUUCAUCCAUGAAUGCUGCCAAUGUAAAUCUUAUUAAUCCUGUAGAAACAUAUGGUUUAGUUAUAACUUCUUUAUUAUACAUGAUUAAAUUUUUAUCACUUCUUGUGUUACCACAGGUUAUUUUUAAUAUUGCUGGAAUGCUUAUGUAUAACGGGUUUAAUGAAACUGUCAAACUUCAAUCAGCUCCUUUAUUAGCACCAUUUGUUUGUUUUCGUGUUGUUACAAGAGGAAUGUAUCCUGAUUUAGUUAAGGAUAAUGUUGUUAAAAAUAUGAAAACAUGCAUUGAUUCUGGAUUAGAAAAUUUUAUGUUUGAAGUUGUUACAGAUAAUGCUAUUCACUUACCAACAUUAGCUAGAGCUAGAGAAAUUGUUGUUCCUUCAUCAUAUCGUACAAAAUGUGGAGCUAAAUAUAAAUCAAGAGCAUUACAAUAUUGUUUAGAGGAAGAUGUUAAUAUACUUCAAGAUGAAAAUUAUAUUGUACAUUUAGAUGAAGAAACAUUAUUAACAGAAAAUUCUGUUCGUGGUAUUGUAAAUUUUAUGGUUGAUGGUAAAUAUGAUUUUGGACAAGGUAUUAUUACUUAUGCUAGUGGUGAAAUUGUUAAUUGGAUAACAACUCUUUGUGAUUGUUAUAGAGUAGCUGAUGAUAUGGCAAAAUUACGCUUUCAAUUAAGUUAUCUUCAUGCACCAAUUUUUGGUUGGAAAGGUUCUUAUGUUGUAACAAAAGUUGGAUCUGAAAGAAAAGUAACAUUUGAUCAUGGUAUUGAGGGAUCAAUUGCAGAGGAUUGUUUUUUUAGUAUGGUAGCUAUGAGAGAUGGGUAUACAUUUGAUUUUAUUGAAGGUGAAAUGAAUGAAAAAUCACCAUUUAAUUUUUGGGAUUUAUUACAACAACGUAAACGUUGGUUACAAGGAAUUUAUUUAACUGUUCAUUCACCAAUUAUUCCAUGGAAAACUAAAUUUUUCCUUGCUAUGUCAUUAUAUGCAUGGAUUACAAUGCCAAUAACAUCUUUGAAUCUUUUAUUAUGCCCUAUGGCUCCAGUGCCAACAUUUUUUCUUUUUGAUUUUCUUGUUACACUGAUAGGUUCAGUUAAUUUGUAUUUAUAUGUUUAUGGAGCAGUUAAAUCUUUUUCCCAUAAAUACAGAGGUUCAUACUUUAAAAUUUUCCUGUACAUUGCUAGUGCAAUAACAGUACUACCUUUAAAUAUUGUCAUAGAAAAUAUGGCUUCUUUAAUGGGAACAUUAGCAUCAAAGGAUGAAUUUUACGUGGUAAAAAAAGAUACAAUCAAAUUGCAAGAAUCUAUGGUAUAA
Strongyloides ratti is the source of this 1392-nucleotide messenger RNA. Its product is annotated as Beta-1,4-mannosyltransferase egh. Gene Ontology annotation, molecular function: beta-1,4-mannosyltransferase activity. Gene Ontology annotation, cellular component: cytoplasm. Lineage: Eukaryota; Metazoa; Nematoda; Chromadorea; Rhabditida; Strongyloididae. The record is from RefSeq and is a predicted model, not a curated record. The coding region runs from base 1 to 1392 and encodes 463 amino acids. The transcript has 3 exons.